Molecule: messenger RNA, 3128 nt
Organism: Syngnathus acus (greater pipefish)
Lineage: Eukaryota; Metazoa; Chordata; Actinopteri; Syngnathiformes; Syngnathidae
Gene: kif23
Product: kinesin family member 23
Exons: 23
Coding region: 175-2838 (887 amino acids)
Biological process (GO): microtubule-based movement
Cellular component (GO): microtubule; kinesin complex; nucleus
Molecular function (GO): microtubule binding; ATP binding; ATP hydrolysis activity
Source: RefSeq, a predicted model, not a curated record
AUGAACGCACCAAGCAUGAAUGCAGGAAGCGGAAACACCUGAUCUAAAACGACGCUUCUGAUUGGCUACGAUCGGCUCAUUUUGAAAACGUACUCUGGUUUGAACAAAGACGAGGGAGCGAGCGAGCAGAAAUCAACAAGAAGAAGGUCAAAGAAAUAGUGGGUGCGAGACAAAAUGACCAGACCAGCAAAGGGCAAAACACCCCGGCGACAAGCUCCCAAAAAAAGCGGCCAGAAAGACCCAGUUGGGGUUUACUGUCGUGUGCGACCCCUCGGCGGAGAAACCGAAGAAUGUUGCAUCGAGGUGAUCAGCAGCACCACCAUCCAGCUGCAUGCACCCGAAGGCUUCAAAACAAACCGCAAUGGAGAAUACAAAGAGACACAGUACUCCUUCAAAAAAGUCUUUGGAGUGUUAGUGUCUCAAGUGGAGUUGUUUGAGAGUGUCGCCAAGCCUCUCGUUGAUGACCUCAUCCAUGGAAGAAAUGGGCUCCUCUUUACAUAUGGCGUGACGGGAAGUGGGAAGACGUUUACCAUGACUGGCUCUCAGGGCCUAGGUGGACUUCUGCCUCGCUCUCUUGACAUGCUCUUCAACAGCAUUGGGUCUUUCCAGGCCAAGAGAUAUGUCUUUAGGUCAGAUGAUAAAAAUGGCAUCGAGAUCCAGAAUGAAGUCGAUGCCCUGUUGGAGAGACAAAGGCGUGAAAAUGUUUGCGCUCCCAAAACGGCCUCAUCCAGGCAGAAGGUGGAUCCUGAAAUCGCUGACAUGAUUAAGCCGGCCGAGGCGUGCAAAGCAGAUGACGUGGAUGAGGACAGCAGCUACAGCGUUUUUGUGUCCUACAUUGAAAUCUACAACAACUACAUUUAUGAUCUCCUCGAUGAAAACCAGGAGGAUACAUUUAGGCCCAAGUGGAAUGGUGGAGGCACACCUCUGCGUCAGAACACUGACUUUACAGCACCUCAGUCUAAAAUUCUCCGAGAGGACCAGAACCAUAACAUGUAUGUUGCCGGUUGCAUGGAGGUUGAAGUCAAAUCUGCUGAGGAGGCCUUUCAAGUCUUUUGGAAAGGUCAGAAGAGGAGAAAGGUGGCCAACACCCGGCUCAACCGCGAGUCCAGUCGCUCCCACAGCGUGUUCACUAUCAAACUGGCGCAGGCUCCUCUGGACGCAGAUGGCGACAGCAUCCUUCAGAACCAAGUGGCUGUCAGUCAGCUGUGUCUGGUGGACUUGGCAGGAAGCGAGCGAACAGGCAGGACAGGGGCCGAGGGCACUCGCAUACGUGAAGCAGGAAACAUCAAUCAGUCUCUACUGACCCUGCGCACGUGUAUCGAGAUCCUGCGAGAGAACCAGAUGUGCGGUACAAACAGGAUGGUUCCCUACAGAGACUCCAAAGUCACCCAUUUAUUCAAAAACUAUUUUGACGGAGAAGGGAAAGUCAAGAUGGUUGUCUGCGUCAACCCAAAGGCCGAUGACUACGAAGAAACCUUGCUGGUGAUGCGCUUUGCCGAAAUGACGCAGGAAGUGGAAGUGGCUCGGCCGCUGGACCGACCCAUCUACGGCUUCACGCCGGGCCGCCGCAAUCGAAACCAGGCUUUCAAAGAGGAGCUAUCUCGCAAGUUGGAGGAGCGAGGUGGUCCAGUCGACACAGACAUAACUUCAGUUUUGAACUUGGCGACGCACAGCCUCCCUCCUAUCCCCUCCAUCGAGGUUACGGACGCUCACGAUGACAUCACCCUGCCGAGGCUGAUCGACGCUCUGCAGAACAGACACCGAAUCAGACGGGCCAUGUUGGAAGACUACAACAAAGCAGCCAGCAGGAUGACAUCUCUUCUGCAACAGCUCGACGGCAAUAUCAACUCCAAAGAGAAUUACAUGCACGAACAGAACAGCAAGCUUUUGGAGAAGGACAAGAUCAUCCAAAACAACACAGCAGAAAUUGAGCGCUUGGAGAAAAAAGCAAAGAUGCUUGAGCAUAAGAUUGACAUCCUUCAGAAAACCACCAAAAUCUACGAGGACGACAAGCGUUCCCUGCAGCACGAGUUGGAAACGAGAGCGCAAAGGCUGCAGAGGGAGCUGUCCGAGAAGAGACGCAUGGAGCAGCGCAUGCACGGGGCUGUCACCGACACGCAGCACAAGUGGGAGAAAGAAUGCGAGAGACGCGUGAACGCCAUGCAGCAUGAGAUGCAGAACAAACUGUGGGUGAAAGACGAGAAGCUGAAGCAGCUGAAAGCCAUCGUGACGGAGGGCAAGACGCCGAGUCAUCCUGAUCCGCCGCCCCGUCAGACGCAACCCAAGUCGGCGCCGCCCCCCAGGGAAGAACGAGUCCCAAUGGCUGCAAAAAGAUCUGCCUCGCCUUCACCGGCGACGUCGACGCCAGUCCGGCCCCUGCACCGGCGCUCCCGCUCAGCGGGUGGAGAAAAGUGGGUGGACCACAAGCCUUCCUCCAGCCUGGACUUGGGAACGGUGCUCCAGCCCAUCAUUCCCAACGCCAUCAAAGUGUCUGCGCCCAAUGAGAAGGUGCUGUCCAAGUGCGACAGAUACGUGUUGACGCACCAGGAAAUUGCCUCUGAUGGCGAAAUCCAGACCCAACUUAUUAAGGGUGAUGUGAUGAAGACCAGAGGAGGGGGACAGGCUGUCCAGUUCACUGACAUCGAGACAUUGAAACAGCAGCUCACCAACAUCGAAUGCCGCAAAAGGAAGUCUUCAGAAGGAGAUGGCAGUAAUCAAAAAGGUGGAUCUUUGGCCGAUGUGGAGAACAGGUGCGCUGUCGCAAUGGAGAUGAAGGCUGGCUCCACGAUGGGACCUGGCGUUGAGCAUCAUUGCAUCACUAAGCGCAGAAAACCCUGAAAGCAGAAAGCGGUUCCACUGAGUAUCACUCCAUUUUGGUCUUUUUGUGCAAUAUUUCCAAAGCUUUUUUUUUUUUUUUUUUUGUAUCUUUGCUGGUAUUUAACAUUCAUCACUUCUGUAUUAUUCAAGUGUACACUUCCAAAGCUGUUCAUAAAAUAUUUCAGGUUUUGUAGGACCAGCAGAAUUUGUGGUAUCUAGGUCAGUUUUGUAUGGUGUGCAUUGUGUGUAUCACCUUUAUAGUUUUUGUACUGUAGUCUAAAGUUUAUAAAGUAUGUUUUUUUUUUUCUCGA